GUCACCUGUGAACAACAAGAGAGCUGAACUUUGGAAUUGAUUUUGGGUUUCUUGGAUUUCAACUUAUAACUUCUUCCAUACUAUCUUCCUUUCUCUAUUACACUAUAUUUCAGGAUAUAUUCACCUCCAAACACAUGCAAUUACAAACCGCACAAAUGGUCUCCAUCCCUCAACCCCCCGCAGCAGCCCAGCCAACGCAAGAAAUCAAAGUCGCCGCCGCCAGUGCCACAAACACCGCCAUGCCCACCACCACCGCCGCCAGCGGCCCCUCAGCCACCUGGUCCCCCUCCUCCUGGACCGCCAAACCCAUCAAGCAAGACGCCAUCUACGCCUCCCGCCCCGCCGUCGAGCGCGUCCUCGCCAACCUCUCCCGUCUCCCGCCGCUGGUCACCCCCAACGAGAUCGAGAAUCUCAAAGCCAAGCUGCGCGACGUCGCACAGGGAAAUGCGUUUCUCCUCCAGGGUGGCGAUUGCGCGGAGCUGUUCGAUUAUUGCCAGGAUGGCGCGAUUGAGAGUAAGAUCAAGCUGCUGCUGCAGAUGAGUCUGGUGCUUAUCUCCGGGUGCAAUAAGCCGGUCGUGAGGAUUGCGAGGAUGGCGGGGCAAUAUGCGAAGCCGAGGAGUAGUCCGAUGGAGAUGGUGGGGGGGAAGGAGAUUCCGAGCUUUAGGGGGGAUAUCUUGAAUGGGUUUGAUGGUGGGGAGAGGGAUUUGGAUCCGGAGAGGUUGAAGAGUGCAUACUUUCAUUCUGCCGCGACGCUCAACUUCGUCAGGGCCAGCCUGGCGAGUGGCUUUGCGGAUCUGCAUCGCCCGCUGGACUGGGGCUUGGGACAUGUCCAGGACCCAGAGCUGCAGGCCAAGUACACGGCCAUUGUGGACUCAAUCACUGGCACUCUCCGCAUGAUGCGCGCUGUUGGCGUUGGCGCAGAGUCCUCCGCCGGUCUCCAGACCGUCGAUCUCUACACCAGCCACGAGGGCCUCCUCCUCAAGUACGAGCAGAGCCUAACCCGCAAGCUCCCCAUCCCCAGCAAAACCACCUCCACCGUCCCCGCUCCCGAGGCCGACUCCUCCGCCACCGGAAGCAAGAAAGCCUACUACAACACCUCCGCUCACUUCCUCUGGGUCGGCGACCGCACCCGCCAGAUCGACGGCGCGCACAUCGAGUACUUCCGCGGCAUCGCCAACCCCAUCGGCGUCAAGAUCGGCCCAACCACCUCAGUCACCGACCUGAUGGCCCUCCUGCGCACCCUCAACCCCACCUGCGAGGUCGGCAAAAUCACCCUCAUCACUCGCUACGGCGCGUCCAAGGUGUCCGAGCUGCUGCCGGCCCACAUCCGCGCCGUCGAGUCGAGCGAGUACAAGCGCUGCGUAGUCUGGCAAUGCGACCCGAUGCACGGGAACACGCGGUCGACGCCGAGCGGGAUCAAGACAAGGGUGUUUGGGGAUAUCUUCUCCGAGCUGCAGAAGACGCUGCAGGUGCAUAAGAACGAGGGGAGCUACCUGGGCGGGGUGCACUUGGAGCUCACGGGCGAGGCGGUCACGGAGUGUAUGGGCGGGAGUGAGGGGCUGAAUGAGGAGGAUUUAGGGACCAAUUAUACGAGUUAUUGCGAUCCGAGACUGAAUGAGAAACAGGCGCUUGAGAUGGCGUUUUUGAUCGCGGGGCAUUAUAAGGGGCAGGAGGCGCUUUGAGUGGGGGUGAUGAGGUGCAUUUAGCUGGGUGGAGGGGUGGACGGCAUGGGAUGGGGAGACACUUGUGCAUGUGGCUGCAUGUGGCUGCGGGGUUUGUCUUUUUUUUGGGGAGCAGUGGGAGUUUGCGGCGGCGUCCAAAAACAGGGAAAAUGACAUAUGGCAUGGUGUGGAAUCUCCGUGGCACUCAUUUCUUUGGCUGAUGGGUUGUCUGGAAGCCAUUGAAGAGGGGGUUAUGGACGAGGUGGUGACUAGACUCCCGUAGUUAGAUAGAUAGGAUCUCAAUGGAUGGAUACUCAGGA
Molecule: messenger RNA, 1981 nt
Organism: Pseudogymnoascus destructans
Lineage: Eukaryota; Fungi; Ascomycota; Leotiomycetes; Thelebolales; Thelebolaceae
Product: Aromatic/aminoadipate aminotransferase 1
Exons: 2
Coding region: 135-1682 (515 amino acids)
Biological process (GO): aromatic amino acid biosynthetic process
Molecular function (GO): 3-deoxy-7-phosphoheptulonate synthase activity
Source: RefSeq, a predicted model, not a curated record